AUGGAGUCUGUGGAUCACCCGCUCGAGGGUCCGAAAGUCGCCUCGAAACAUGAAACAAAGUUGUCCACGCUGUCGCCCGAGGCGCUUCGGGUGGCCGCCGAAAUCACACCCACGCGUCUUGCAAACUUGCUAAUACGCAAGGGCCCCUUGGCAAUUAGGCUCAUCACUGCUCAGUUGUCGGUGGAAGUUCCAGGCUUCGAGCUCCUCUCGUUGUCCAAACAACGGAGAUUGAUCAUGGCCGCCAUGGAACAGGAAGAUCCAACAAACAACGUGGUCUUCGAGAAAAUUGGCUGGGGCCAGUGGGCGGUGCGCAAGGUCGACUCGGACUACAUUGUCACCGAUAACGCCAGCGCGUACCCCCGUGUGAGUGUGCAAGAACUAAGAGAGAAGGCCAAGCUCGGAUGGCUGAAGAAGGCCGAGGCGGGCGCCGAGCACGUCGCUGCAGAUGCGCCGACCGCCACGACGCACGAAGCCAUAGAGCGGGUCUAUCACGAGCCCGUUCCGCACUCCUCGGCGACGCGUGUUCACAAACCCAGCAACAGGAGAGACUCGAUCACAAACACGAAGAGGAACUUGCACAACACAAAACUCCCCAACGAGAAACUCGACCACAGUCAUGGCAACGAGUUGGAUUCGGAGCUGGACUCUGAUCAAUCUGAUGACAACGAUGACAUGAUGGAAGACAUGGUCUCAUACGAUGCGUCUGUUCAGAGCGAUCCCGCCAAUCCAAGCAAUGCUGCUUUCCGAGCAAACUUGGCUCAUGCCCAUCGUUUGGCAGACAUAGAUGACAAUGCCAUUGCUGAAGAUUCGGAUGAAGACGACGACGACGACGAAGAAGAAGAGGACUCCCUAUUUAAGUUUGAUGACGACGAAAUGUCAUCUGGUGUAACCAAACAAAAGUUCAAGAGAUCCCCACCUCUAAAAUUUGCCAACAGAGUGCCUACUAAGUUCAGCCCUCCGCCUGCGCUUCUGGGUCCCAGACGCAAGCUGUCUUCUGCCACAGUUAACGCGGUGUCAAAGAACACAUCGUUUUCUAGCUCCACGAGACAAACAAUAUUCAGCCGCAGUCGCUUGAACUCACUCGAGAACCUUGAUAACUACAUUGUUUCUUCAGCGAGAAACUCGGCGGUUUCGCUUAGUUCGCCGGUGCCAGUGGCACAGACAAAUUCUGUCACCUCCAGUUCACCUCUAGGCUCAUGGAGCUCCAAGGCUGAACCACAUCCUGAGCUCUACCUUACCGCGGAUCAACUCACCGCGGCUUUCGGACGCAGAAAACUGUCAUUCAACGAGUCGAACAUUCGUUCCACGCUCUCAAACUCUCUUCCAAGAGGACACGCAGGAUUGAAGAACAAUGAAAAUGGCUCGCAAUCCAAUCUCGCAGCAUUGCUGGCAAAUGUCAAAAGCGAGCCAAGAAUGGCAGUCUCCCAUGAGGAUGUUGCCAGUGAGACCGACGAAGAGGACUGGGCAGCCAUGGGCGCCGAAACGCUAAGAAACCAUCUGACAGGACUGAGUAGUCCUGCUGAGAACGGCCUUAAAAAUGAAGAGAAAACCGCUGCCAGGGCAUUGGUUGAUUUGAUGGGGAAUUAG
Molecule: messenger RNA, 1587 nt
Organism: Australozyma saopauloensis
Lineage: Eukaryota; Fungi; Ascomycota; Pichiomycetes; Serinales; Metschnikowiaceae
Gene: STB3
Product: Stb3p
Exons: 1
Coding region: 1-1587 (528 amino acids)
Biological process (GO): positive regulation of transcription from RNA polymerase II promoter by glucose
Cellular component (GO): nucleus
Molecular function (GO): sequence-specific DNA binding
Source: RefSeq, a predicted model, not a curated record